Syngnathoides biaculeatus (alligator pipefish) is the source of this 1864-nucleotide messenger RNA. RefSeq lists its product as uncharacterized. The record is from RefSeq and is a predicted model, not a curated record. NCBI's taxonomy places the organism in Eukaryota, Metazoa, Chordata, Actinopteri, Syngnathiformes, Syngnathidae. The coding region runs from base 83 to 1843 and encodes 586 amino acids. The transcript is spliced from 9 exons.
GUAACCCAACAACCUAAAAUUUCCAGCGGCAUUUUUAAUCCAAAUCCUCGCGGCACAUAUUUACUCCCAUAAUUACAUAUCUAUGUUCCCGUAUCAGAUGGUCAUGCUCGAUGUGUUGAUAAUUGGGGGUGGGCCUCACGCUUUGACCCUGGCCAGCAUGCUGUCACCUCCCCACUCGGAACCAAACUCAAACCCGGCGCAGCUCUCAGACUGUCCCGAGCCCUGCACUGAAACGCCAAGACUCGAGUCCAACCCUGAAAUCUGUACCGUGCGACGCAAGGAGGAAGCAGAACCGACACGAGAGAAACAGCUCGCCGAGUCCGCAGUACCGGAAGGACUCGUUCGGCCCCGCGUCCUCAGUCUCCAAGUGGUCGACACGUACGGAGAGUGGACGUCGCUGUGGAAGAGUCAAUUCGCAGCCUUGAACAUCCCUCACCUGCGCUCGCACGCGCUAGUGCACACGGAACCGGGCGACAAGGAAGCGCUGCAGGACUUUGCGCUAAACCGCGAUCGCUCGGCCGAGCUGCGCAGCCUCCCGGACCGGGUGCGGAUUCUGGAUGAAAACGCUUUCUUCAACGACGCGCGGCUGGGCAAGAAAGAGAGAAAACGUCUGAACGUCUCGUCCAACCUCAAGAAGAGUCUCGCCUUCAGCCUGCCGUCGACUAACCUCAGCGUGGAUUUCUUCAAAGAUCAGGUGGACAGAUACGACUUGGACAAGGUGCUUGUGAAAGGAACCGCUAGUCGCAUCACGGUGGUGACUGAAGACCAGCAAAUGGACCGAGAAGAUUGCGCAACAGAGGAAGAAACUUCAAGAACUGACCGACAAGGAGGCCGGAUGAGGAAGAAAAGAGUGAAACAUUUCCAAGUCCACCUCGAAGAUGGCGACGUGCUCGAAGCUCGCCGGGUUGUAAUGGCGACGGGACCCACCCGCGCCCAAAUGGCAAACGUCCCGCAGUGGGUAGCUAAUAUCGAGGAGAGCUUCCCGGAAGAGCGGCUGCGACACACCGUGCGCCUCAUGCACGGCUUCAUCCUAAAAGUCGCGCUUGACUUUGUGCCUCUAGGCUCGUGCGUGGUGUGUGAGGCAGGCCAGAGGGUCGCGGUCGUCGGCGGGGGUCUGACCAGCGCUCACGUCGUCUCCGUCGCACUGGAGCAAGGGGCCAGUCACGUGACGUGGCUCAUGAGAAAGCACCUCCAGUUAAAACAGUUCGACGUGGGCGACGUGGAGAGCCUGGUGGGUCGUUAUUCGCACGUAGAGCACGGCAUCAAGAUGGACGGCCAAGCCUUCCUGAGACAGUUCUUCAGUGAGAGGAGUCUUCACAAGCGGCUGGCGAUGAUUCGCCGGGCCAGGAAAGGAGGCGCCGUCACCCCGGAGGCCUACAUCCAAUUGCGGCCAUUUAUUUUGAAAGGGCGGGUGGAUGUGAAGACGUACUGUCAGGUGACUGAGGCCAGCUGGUGCUACAGGAAUCAGGCCUGGAGGCUGUCCCUCAGCAAUGGAGACCACUGGACAGGUGAUAGGAUCUGGUUGGCCACCGGAUGUAAACUUGAUGCCAAACAGGACCCUUUGCUUUCUGAAGUCAUGAAGGAGUUCCCGAUCCAGGUGCUGGAUGGCUGGCCAUGCAUAACAGAGAGUUUAGAAUGGGCCGAAGGGUGUCCCCUUUACUUGAUGGGCCAGUACACCGCUCUACAGAUCGGACCUCACGCGGUAAACCUGGCAGGCGGACAAGCGGCUAGCGUGAGGAUUGCCGAGCGCAUCCUGCGCCGCCGUGACGACGCGGAGUUGACGGAGUCGAGGGCUAAAAGUGAAGAAUAUAUCCAGCAAAUGCGAGGGCUUUUGUGGCUCUAACGGCAACAUUUUGCAUCUACA